This is a messenger RNA of Manduca sexta (tobacco hornworm), 1672 nucleotides long. RefSeq names its product myrosinase 1. Gene Ontology annotation, molecular function: beta-glucosidase activity. Lineage: Eukaryota; Metazoa; Arthropoda; Insecta; Lepidoptera; Sphingidae. Gene Ontology annotation, biological process: carbohydrate metabolic process. The record is from RefSeq and is a predicted model, not a curated record.
GCAAAAUGCAUAUGUUUGGACACCUUCGAAUUCUCUCAGUAAUCAUUAUGGCUUUGGCAAGAGUGGUACUGUUCAGUUUGGUGGGAGCUGUGGCAUGCUUCCAGGACCUGGACUUUCCACCAGGGUUCCAGUUUGGAGCCGCAUCAUCAUCAUACCAGACAGAAGGUGCCUGGAAUACCAGUGAUAAAUCGGAAAGCAUAUGGGAUCGAUUUGUGCACGAAAAGCCGCAUUUAAUUGGCGAUGGGUCCACCGGAGACAUAGCCUGCGACUCCUACCAUCUCUGGAGGCGUGACAUAGAAAUAGUCUCGGAGCUUGGGCUGCACUUCUACCGCUUCUCCAUCUUGACGCGGCUGGUGCCGAACGGGUUCGCCACUCACAUCAGCGAGGACGGACGCACUUACUACGACAACUUGAUCAACGGACUCCUGGAGAGCGGUGUCGAGCCCAUGGUGACGCUGUACCACUGGGAACUGCCGCAGAAACUGCAGGAUUUGGGCGGCUGGACAAACCCCCUUAUCGUGGACUGGUUCGGAGACUACGCGCGCGUGGUCUACUCUCUCUUUGGAGACAGGGUCAAGACCUUCCUCACUAUCAACGAGCCCCUAGUAAUGUGUGACUUGCCGUACAACACCGGUACUCUCGCGCCAGGCAUCGUGGAUGUCGUCGCUACCUAUAUGUGUAACAAGAACGUACUGCUGGCCCACGCGAAAGCUUGGAGGAUUUACGACGAAGAGUUCAGGUCGAAGUACCAUGGUGAAGUGUCCAUCACUAACCAGCUACUGUGGUUCGAAGCAGCCACUCCUGAAGAUGAAGAGUUGGCUGAACACGCUAGGGAGUGGAUGGCAGGUCGGUACUCGCACGCCAUCUUUUCCGCGGAGGGUGGCUGGCCGCCUGUCGUAGAGAAAGCAAUGGCGGAGGAUAGCAAGAAGAAGGGAUACCCCAGGUCGACCCUCCCCGCCUUCACUAAAGAGGAAAUUGAGUUUGUAAGAGGAACGUUUGAUUUCUACGCGGUCAACCACUAUUCAUCUCGGCUGGUGCGGAAAGCAAAAGAAGGCGAGGAGCUCCACCCGUACCCUUUGGGAGACAUUCCAGAGCUGGCCGCUAAGCUAGAACCUCAUCCUCAUUGGAGACCAACAGCAACAGCCAUAUUUUGGCUGUAUCCUGAAGGUCUGCAUCAUCAGCUAGUGUGGCUGAAGAAACGGUACGGCGACAUCAGAUUCGUUAUCACAGAGAAUGGGGUUGCUACUCCUGCUGGACGGAACGAUAUGGACAGAAUAGAAUAUUAUACAGAGUAUUUAAAGCAGGUCCUUCUAGCCAUUAAAGAGGGGGUGAACGUGACAGGCUACACGGCGUGGUGCCUCAUGGACAACUUCGAGUGGUCGGACGGGUACAAAACUAAGAUGGGCCUGUACGAGGUGGACUUCUCCUCGCCCGAGCGGACGCGCACGCAGAAAGCAUCCGCGCGCUUCUACAAGAACCUCAUACAGAAACACUCACUCAACUUCAAAGUGUAUGCCGAUGAGUUAUGAUUGAGUUUAGAAUAACACUGUUAUUAAAUGAUAUUAUUUGAGUUGGGAUCGACAUUAGUAAGAUAUAUUUGCAUUUAUUAGUAUAAUGUACAGAGCUCAGUUAAUAAACGUAUAAUGACAUAAAACUUUCUAAACAAAUGUAA